GUGGUCAGGUUUGACUUUUCCUUUCUUCUCCUCCAGAAGCUCCAACGCGGUGGUGGCCCGGCUGGUUAGAGAGAGAGAGAGAGAGAGAGGGAAAACGCCAAGAGCUCAAUAUCUCCAAACUGCUACUUCCUAGCUAAGUCGCAGUAAUUUACACACACGUCAUUGCAAUUCCGUGUCGGUACUUCAAGUCAACUUCACUCGCAAAAUCCUUUACUCCAUGCCUCCCUCCAAUCCCUUGAAAUGACGUCCAUCUCACCGGCGGUGGACCUACUCAACCGCUCCCUAUCCGAAAUCUGCGCCGCCGCCGACCACUCCUACGCUUGGGAAAACCCAAGGCGGUUCUCCGCGUACGCCAAGCGACUCCACCUGCUGUUAAACCAGCUGCUCAGGCCUCCGGCGCCGGAGAACCUCUCGCCGCCGGUACAGACGGCGGUUAAGGGAAUUUCCGGAGAGCUGAAGAAGGCCGACGAGGCCUUGUCGGCGUACCGUAACAGGAGCAAGAUAUUCGUCCUCAUCAACUGCCUCUCGCUGUGCGCGUCUCUCCAGGAGUGCACGUUAGCAAUUGGAGGGUGGUUGGCUUUGCUGGACUCUUCAAUUCACGACGUUGUUGAUCUUCGUAAGAAGGUUGCUGAUUUAUCCAGAGAUAUGAAGCAAGCCCAGUUUAAGGUAACGGAGAAUGAGAAGAGAGUGCAAUUGAUGCUGCAAAAAGAAGGGCAAGGUAGACCAACAACCAAAGCAGUACAGAGUGCUAUAAUCAUGGAUUUGGCUAGGGCUUUGGGAAUUGACUCCAAUAACCAUACUGAGUUGUUGGAACAGGUUAAGCUAUUGAAAGAAGAUAUUGCCCGCUCAAAUUCGGUUUCAGAGAGGCGAAUUUUGACAUCACUUGAGAAAAUUAUGAACAGUUGGUCACUUGAAUCGGAUGUCUUGACUCAAAAGUUUGAUCUAGAUUUCGAAGAUGAUGCUCAAAUUUCUCCAUUCAAGAACUUCCUCUGCCCAUUGACUAAGGAGGUGAUGAAGCAUCCGGUGGUUUUGGAGUCCUCACAAAAUUACGAAAGGACUGCCAUUGAGUACUGGUUUCAGCGGUGUAUAGAGGAUGGUCGUGACCCAACGUGUCCUGUCACAGGACAGGUCCUGAAGUCUUUGGAGCUGAACGCAAACAUUGGGUUGGCUGGAGCCAUUGAAGAAUGGAUCAAUAGGAAUGUUGAGAUUCAGAUUAAGUUGUCUGUGCAGUGUCUUAGUGAGGAGUCACCUUCGGAGAAUUGUGUGGAACGAGUUUUGGAUCACAUCUAUAGGAUUUCAGAAGAGCACCCGUCUAGCAGAUACAAAGUGAGAAAUGCUGGUGUAGUUGUUCUUGUAGUUAAUUUGCUUAAGGACAGCUCAAAGAGUAUAGGAUCACUUUUGAGAAGCAAAGCUCUCAUGGUGCUGCUUAGCAUGUCCAAGGAUGAAGAAAGUAAGAAAAUAAUGCUUGAGGAGGGUAUAACCAGAUUGGCCAUACAUAGCCUUAUUGGCAGCUCCGAGAAAGAGAGAGAGUCUGCUGUCAAGUUAUUGCUUGAAUUCUCAAGUGAUGAAGCUUAUUGUACAAAACUUGCUUCAGAAAAAGGGGCAUUAGUUCUGCUGUCAACCACGGCAGGAAAUCUAGAGCAUCCCACUCUUUCUAAUUUAGCUGAGGAAGCUUUAAAACUAAUGGAAAAGGUGGAGGAUAAUGUUCAGCAUCUAGCAGCAGCAGGAAGAUUUGAGCCUUUACUUAAUCGGUUACGUGAAGGUCCUGAUGAUAUUAAAAUAGAGAUGGCAUCUUUGGUGGGAAGAAUGACCAUGACAAAUAGCAGUAAAGAACUAAUUGCUCGCCAAAGUGCUACAAUACUAGUUGAGCUGCUAUCCAAGCCAGAAGGAAGAUCUGCGAGCUUGCAAGCUUUGUAUAAUUUGUCAUCCUUGGAUGACAAUGCAACUAUCCUUGUUGAUUCAGCAGUGCUUCCAGCUCUUACGGAGAUUCUGUUCGAAAAUCAGGAUUUACCACCAGAGCUGAAAGAAUUGGCUGCAUCAAUAAUCGCAAGUGUAGUUUCAAAACCUGGGCACUGGGAGUUAGCAUCCGCAGACAAGAAAGGGAAUUCAAUACAGUCGGAAACAAUUGUCUCAAGUUUUUUGGGCCUCUUAUCUGUGGUAUCUCCUCAAUGUCAAGCGACUAUUUUACAUAUUCUAUUUGGAAUGGCAUCCUCUCCCCAGGCUUCAGAAUCUGUUGCGGGUCAUGUAAUAUCUGGAGAUGGCAUCAAAACAAUUAUAGGAUUUCUCGAGCACCCCGAAGUUGAAUGCAGACUUUAUGCUUUCAAGCUCACUAGAGUCCUCUCUGAAAGGUUUGGUGUAGACCUAGCCAGUGAGCUUAAAGCUUCUAACAAGCUUACUUUACUUAAACAGAAACUACAGAACGAUCAAUCCACAGAUAACGAGAUACCUGAUGCUGCUUGCAUACUCGCAAAUCUUCCCCUCUCAGAAGAUGAUGUGAAGACAGUCCUAGGACCUAGUUUUCUGAAAUGGACCGUUACCACUCUCAAAGAACUAUGUCAAGGAUCCGAUCGUAGAAUUUCCAUGCCUUCAUUGAGCAUGGUGGAAGGGCUUCUUGGUCUCUUACUUCACUUCACAAGGAGUACGGAUCCUCGAAGUGUUAAUCUCAUCAAAGAGCAUCACCUCAUGAACAUCUUCCGGGACCCGCUUGUUCUCAGCUCAAAACCAAGAGUGAAGUACCUAUCUGCCCUUGGUUUGAAAUGCUUGUCGGAAUCUGGAAGGAUCCUUUUUGCCACUGGGGGCUCUGACCCACCACCUCCCCAUGGUUUCUGCUCUCCAUUGGUGUUCAUGUGUGGUAGGGCCUCUCUGGAACAUUCCAAGUGCCCAAUACACAACUCCCCAUGCGAAGAUGACAACCAGUUUUGCUUGUUGAAGAGCAAUUGUGUCAAGCCCCUAGUUGAUCUUCUAUUGUACAAGGACACAAAUGUCCAAAUUGCUGCGGUGGAAGCACUUUCUACACUUUUAGUAGAUUCUUUUAACGAUGGGCUCAAACGAGCAGUUGAGGAGCUCGAUAAGCUAGGUGUGGUGGAUGCAGUGAUCUUGCUUUUUGAAGAAGCUCGACCCGGGGAGCUUCAAGAGAAGACUAGUUGGAUGGUGGAGAGGGUUUUGAGAGUGGAAAGUGUUAGCCAACACCACUCUCUCAAUCAGUCCUUGGUGAGGGCUUUGGUGGAAGCCCUUAAGCAAGGAAAUGCAGUAACCAAGAGCCAUGCACAGGAAGCUCUUACUAACCUGAAGCAGAUAUCAGGGGUUAGUGGAAGGGGAUCAAGUCAAAUUCGGGGUCAAAGGUAAUCUUUUGUUCCCCUACCUUCAACGACAUUUAUGACAUCACGUGUAACACUAAAUCGGGCACAAAGAUAGAUAGUGUUGGCUUGAGUUGAGAAACAAUUCUAGUUAAACAAUAGGGAUAUCGCUGGAAAAUUGAGUCACGAGUCAUGAUCUUGCAACUCCUGAAGAAAGCCAUAACCUUGUGGGUAAGUUAUAAGCUGUGUGUAUAGGAAUAGCAGAAUUGUUGUAAUUAACUAGUUAUCAUAGACAGCAAUUGGUGGUGGAAAUGAAAGAAUCUUUGUACAAAAUUCUAUUGCUGUAUUGGGCUUGUAUCAUGGGCAUUGAACUUUCGGGUUUACCCAUGCCAAUGGCAAUGGGGAAAUAGGGGAAGAGAGAGCUUUAUUUUACUGCAUUGAAA
Rhododendron vialii is the source of this 3739-nucleotide messenger RNA. Its product is annotated as U-box domain-containing protein 44-like. The record is from RefSeq and is a predicted model, not a curated record. Lineage: Eukaryota; Viridiplantae; Streptophyta; Magnoliopsida; Ericales; Ericaceae. Gene Ontology annotation, molecular function: protein binding; ubiquitin-protein transferase activity. The transcript is spliced from 5 exons. The coding region runs from base 241 to 3345 and encodes 1034 amino acids. Gene Ontology annotation, biological process: protein ubiquitination.